CCAGACAAGGGUGCAGGAAUUGUUCUUAUGGAUCGUAUUGACUAUGUUACAAAAAUAUCUUCAAUAUUAUCUGAUCCUGUCAAAUUCUCUAUUGAGAACGUUCAAAAAGACACUACUGAAAAAACUGAACAAAUGCUAAUUAAAAUUUUGAAGAAAAUGAAAGAUGAGGAUAUUAUCAAUCAUGACCUCUAUGAACACCUCAAACCAUCUGGUUCUGUUGUACCAAGACUAUAUGGACUACCAAAAGUUCAUAAGAAUAAUAACCCACUACGUCCUAUACUGGAUAUGAACAAUUCUCCCUAUCACUUAAUCGCUAAAUGGUUAGUUAACAUUCUACAACCUGUCAAAAAUCAUAUCAAUAAACACAAUUCUCUUGAUUCCUUUGACUUUGUUGACUCCAUUAGAAAUAUCAAUGUAUCCGGUAAAAAAAUGCUACUGGUUUGAAAAACUUGAAGAAAAAGCUAUCGUUAACUUGGAAGUGUAAUUAUUCAAUUUAAACUUAAAUGAUAUCCAAAUUAACAACCAUUUUCGUGGUAGUAAUUGUUCCAUCUCAGUAUGUGAAAGUUCAAUUCUCAAUUAUAGGCAACGGGUCUUCAUAUCCUUUCAACAAGAACUUUUAAACUAACUUAUUCUAGAUAGAUAAGUGAAUCUAUUUACCUCCAGAUGAUCUGUACUAUGUUUAGUGAAAUUCGUAUAUACUCUAGAUAAAACGUUGAACCUCAUGUCUCACAAUGAGUUAAACUAAAAACAAAUGGAUAUAGGACUGUCAAUGAAAUUCUA
Messenger RNA from Schistosoma guineensis, 780 nucleotides. The record is from the annotation of a GenBank genome assembly. Lineage: Eukaryota; Metazoa; Platyhelminthes; Trematoda; Strigeidida; Schistosomatidae.